This is a messenger RNA of Ostreococcus tauri, 1026 nucleotides long. RefSeq names its product unnamed product. Bases 1 to 1026 code for a protein of 341 amino acids. NCBI's taxonomy places the organism in Eukaryota, Viridiplantae, Chlorophyta, Mamiellophyceae, Mamiellales, Bathycoccaceae. The record is from RefSeq and is a predicted model, not a curated record. The transcript has a single exon.
AUGCGGGCGAGCGCGCGCGCGGAACGACGAACUCGACGGACGCGGGCGAUCGUCGGUGCGAUCGUCGUCGUCCUCGCGCUCGGCGUCGGCGUCGGUGCGGUGUGGACGGGGGCGGGAGAUGAUUCGGGCGGCGACGCCAACCGACGCUCGAGAUUGUCGUUCGAAGCGGACGCGGAUGAGACGGACGACGCGAACGACGGGCGCGAUGGAUGGAAAGGGGGACGACGUCGAUGGAUGCGCGAUUCGUGGCGACGGUGGGCGCUGAGCGUGUGCGUGCCGAUCGCGUCGCAGGUGAGGGACGCGCGGAGACGAUUGCGCGCGCUCGCGCUCGGCCGAGGCGACGAGGACAGAGUGGACGGAUUCGCCGAUCCCUCGCUGCCGAUAUUCGUCGUCGGCGCGACGACGUUGCUUUCGUUGGAGAAACGGUUAGAAAAAGAGCUCUGGGCGUGGUUCGUGGACUCGCUCGGAGUGUCCAAGACGUCUCCGGGACGGGCGCACCUGGAGAGCGUCUUGGCGAGCGACGAGACGACGCGUUCGCUCGAUCAGACGUACGAUGAGCUGCUCAAGAGGUUUCCGCGAGACGUCGUGGAUGACUCGGAGACAUCAGAGCCGUCGACGAGCGGGUUGAACGCCGAGGGAUUGAUAGCGUUUAGCGACGGCAUUCGAGGCUCGAUUUGGCCCGUCAUGGAACGAAGCCGAGCAGUGAAAAUCCAACCCGCGAGCGAGGCCGAGCACACCUUCUUGCUCGACCACUUCGACUUACUGUUUCCUCGCACGGAUCCUCUCGAUCGAGAGGCGUUCCACGCUCUGGCCAAGCUCAUUCUCGUCAGACGAAUCAUUAAGGCUCUCGUGAAGGACUUCGGCGGUCUCGGCGCGAUACGUCAAGGUCUCUCCACCGCGCUCGUAGUCGACGUUCGGGUCAUCAUCGACGACGGCGUCGUCUUCCGAGUGCACACUGUCGCGCCCAAAUCCGACGCAGUCGAACACACAGGUCGUCGAUUAAGCAUAAUCGCCGAGGCGGAGUAA